AUGGGUAACGCAGAUUACGAAUGCCCACACCGCGUUGAAAUUCCUCCGGCCAAACCAUUUUUGAAGGCCCUGAAAUCAUCUCUAAAAGAGACUUUCUUUCCUGAUGACCCUUUCAGGCAAUUUAAGAACCAGCCCACGUCUAGAAAACUUGUGCUGGGUUUGCAGCACUUUGUGCCCAUCCUCGAAUGGGCUCCUCGCUACACCUUUGACUUCUUCAAAUCUGAUCUCAUUGCCGGAAUCACCAUUGCCAGUCUUGCAGUUCCUCAAGGGAUAAGCUAUGCAAACUUGGCCAACCUGCCCGCAAUUAUUGGCCUAUAUUCGAGUUUUGUGCCUCCAUUGGUGUAUGCCAUGCUGGGAAGCUCAAAGGAUUUGGCAGUUGGUACCGUGGCGGUUGCAUCGCUUCUCAUAUCUUCUAUGUUGGGGAAGGUGGUUAGCCCUACUGAGAACCCUAAGCUCUAUGUUCAGCUGGCUCUCACAUCAACCUUCUUUGCUGGAGCUUUUCAGGCUUCUCUUGGCCUCUUAAGACUUGGGUUUGUCGUGGACUUUCUGUCUCAUGCAACAAUAGUGGGUUUCAUGGGUGGAGCAGCCACUGUUGUCUGUCUUCAGCAGCUUAAAGGGGUACUUGGGUUGGUUCACUUCACUCAUGAGACUGAUAUUGUAUCUGUCAUGAAAUCUAUCUUUUCCCAAGAGCACCAGUGGAGGUGGGAAAGUGCUGUGCUGGGAUGCUGUUUCCUCUUCUUUCUCCUGCUCACAAGAUACUUUGUAAGUAGAUGGCACUCCAUGGUGUUUGCUUAA
Prunus armeniaca (apricot) is the source of this 795-nucleotide messenger RNA. The record is from the annotation of a GenBank genome assembly. Lineage: Eukaryota; Viridiplantae; Streptophyta; Magnoliopsida; Rosales; Rosaceae.